This is a messenger RNA of Ictalurus furcatus (blue catfish), 6241 nucleotides long. It is a transcript of the gene dtx4b, whose product is annotated as deltex 4, E3 ubiquitin ligase b. The coding region runs from base 445 to 2664 and encodes 739 amino acids. The record is from RefSeq and is a predicted model, not a curated record. NCBI's taxonomy places the organism in Eukaryota, Metazoa, Chordata, Actinopteri, Siluriformes, Ictaluridae. Gene Ontology annotation, biological process: protein ubiquitination; Notch signaling pathway. The transcript has 9 exons. Gene Ontology annotation, cellular component: nucleoplasm. Gene Ontology annotation, molecular function: ubiquitin protein ligase activity; zinc ion binding.
AACCGGUUUGUCUUUUACGUGUGUGAAAGACUGAAGGCGGGCAAGAUUUAUGCAGAUGUGUCUAGAGCCGUUGGUGUUUGGUGACAUGUUCGGACUCGGUGGUGUAUAUGCUCCUGUGUCAGUAAUGUAAAGGCGUUGGAGGUUCAUUUCGGCGCGUUUCCUCCUGUUCGGAGCAGCGACGCGCGGAGUGGGCUGAGCUACAUGUCAACGCACUUAGGAGAUACGAGCCACUGCACUACCGACUCGUCGGCUGUGAUGGACGGGAAACCCGAAUCGGUGUAAAUGUGGAUAUACACGAAUGACUCGGAUGAAUGGUUUACCUGAUGCUUGUUUUAAUCGCUUAUUACUGACGCCACUUAAACGGAGCUGCCACCAUGAAAAUCAGACGGAGAUUUUUACCCAGAUGCUGCUCUUUUUCUCCAUAGCGUGCCGUGAGCUAAGUAAAUGGACACAAUGUUGCUGGCCUCGGCCGCGGUGGUGUGGGAAUGGCUGAACGAGCACGGCCGCUGGAGGCCCUACAGCCCUGCUGUGUCUCAUCACAUCGAGACGGUGAUCCGAAGCGAAUCCCGGGGAGGGAGCGUCGUGCUAGGCCAAGCAGACAGCCGCCUCUCGCCCUACAUCAUCGACUUACAGUCAAUGCAUCAGUUCAGGCAGGACACAGGUACUUUAAGGCCAGUACGUAGAAGUUUCUAUGAGCCCACUUCAGCACCAGGUCAGGGCUGGCAGUGGGAGUGGGAGAAUGAUGCGGGUUCUUGGACACCAUACGACAUGGAGGUGUGCAUCGCCCUGCAGGCGGCACGGGAUCGCCAGCAGCCAUGGUUGGAUCUGGCACCGCUUGGCUUCUGCUACCUCGUGGACUUUCAAAGCAUGACUCAGAUCAAUCAGCAAACACAGAGGCGCCGCCGCAUCCAGAGACGCUCAGACAUGACCUAUCCGCUUGUCUCUGGACCAUUGCCAAAAGCCUCCCAAGGUUGGGGCACUGGGCCUGGAGGGGCUGCUGGUGGUGGAGGCACUGCAGGUGGAGGUUCAACUGGAGCACUUCUGGGAGUUGGAGUUUCUGGAUCUAGCUCAAGUGGAAAUGGUGGUCCACUCUACCCUAGUGGAACACUUUCAAUGUCAUCUAUUUCCCCUCCUGGACAACCGUGUGCCUGCCAACAGUGCAUGCUUGUCUUGAGUGUGAAAGCAAAUGCCAUGGCAUCACAAACACUAGGACGCAGACUGCCACCCACAAAAGCACUCAGUCCUAAUUCCAGCAGAGGGACACUUCCGUACUCCUCUACAACCUCAUCCAUAUCAAAUUCAUACUCGCAAACACUGCCUCAUGGGCUGUCCUUGAACCGCUCCCUCUCACAAGAGCGCAAGAAUGCUGCUGCUUUUGCUCAGUCUUUGUCCAUGCUCACCUCAAACACUGCCACUCUUUCACUGUCCUCCAAUCGUCCACCUCCUCCAUCUUUGCCCCCUCCACCACCUCCACCAGCAUCACAUCAGCAGUCUUUAUCUAUGCCAAGCUGCACCUCAACAACAUCUUCUUCUCAAUCAGUGCCAACUGCAACACUUAUCACUGUGGCUACAAGCAGCACGUCAAGUUCAUCCUCAUCGUCAGCAUCAACAGCCGUUCCACCUCAGCGAUCUGCAGCCUGUGCCGCUCCUUUGCCCCCUCGUGCCAGUCUGGCAGGGCUGAGCCGGCCAGCGCUACAAAGAAUUGCCAUGGCACAAUCCCGGGCACUCAUUGCCUCUGGCGUGCCAACAGUGCCAGUGAAGAACCUUAAUGGUUCCAGUCCCAUCCAUCCAGCUUUAGCAGGAAUCACAGGUAUUCUGAUGAGUGCAGCAGGGCUACCUGUGUGUUUGACACGUCCUCCUAAACUGGUGCUGCACCCUCCUCCUGUCAGCAAGAGUGACAUCAAACCAAUCCCCGGUCUUGGACACUGCUGCCGGAAAACCAGCAAAAAACAGGCUCGCAAAGGCAAGACUCCAGAGGAGGUAGUGAAGAGGUACCUACAGAAAGUCAGGAAUCCUCCUGAAGAGGACUGCACUAUUUGUAUGGAGCCUUUGGCUGGCCCUUCUGGUUAUAAAGGCCCAGGUGUGGGUGCCGUGUCCCGCGCAGAGUCAGUGGGUCGACUGACACAGUGCGGCCAUCAGUACCAUCUACAGUGCCUGGUAGCCAUGUACAACAACGGCAACAAAGAUGGCAGCUUGCAGUGUCCCACCUGCAAGACGAUCUAUGGUGUGAAGACGGGCAACCAGCCACCUGGGAAGAUGGAAUACCACGUCAUUCCUCACUCACUUCCAGGACACCCUGACUGCAAAACUAUUCGCAUAAUAUACAACAUACCACCAGGCAUACAGGGCUCUGAGCACCCAAACCCAGGAAAGCCUUUCACAGCAAGAGGGUUUCCACGCCACUGCUAUCUUCCAGACAGUGAGAAAGGACGGAAGGUGUUAAGACUUUUAUUGGUAGCAUGGGACAGGAGGCUGAUCUUCUCAGUGGGUACGUCUAGCACCACGGGCGAGUCAGACACAGUCAUCUGGAAUGAGAUCCAUCAUAAAACCGAGUUUGGCUCCAACCUCACAGGUCAUGGCUACCCUGACCCCGGCUACCUGGACAAUGUUUUGGAGGAGCUGAAGGCUCAAGGCAUGACAGAGGAGGAUGGACAGCAGCUGUGAAGAACAGGACAGAUAGGAGAAGGAGUAUAGAGUUCAAACAAAGGUUGACGCUAUGAGAAGUGGACUUAAAAUGGGAGGGGGCUAACUGGACAAUUAGGCUUUUUUGUUGGGUUUUAGGAAAUUUUAUGUUUUGGGAAAAGUGGUUUCGUAGGCACAAAGCGUGUGUGUGUGUGUGUGUGUGUGUGUGUGUGUGUGUGUGUGGGUGUGUGUGUGUGUGUGCAUCCUAGAGUGACUGUGUGUUUGAAUUAAUGAGUGAAUGAGCGGAAAAAUGACAUGCUCAGUUGUAGACCAAAUGUUAUACAUAAAUGAAUAAGAGCUGUGGUUAGGUAUUCCUGGCCCUCUAAUUUAUUUAUUGAUAUUGAUUAAUAAAUAGUCAGCACUAAUACUUUUAGCUAAGAAGAUGGAGUAUUGAAAGAAAGGAAAUGAAAAUGGUUCAGCAACAGAAGGAAAAGAAAGUACACUGAAUAGAGAAAUUGGAAAUGUACGGGAAGGUAAACUUGUGGUGGGGAGCCUAAGCAGAAGAAUGAGAAUACGAAAGGCCAAAGAAUGUAGUUUUCAUCUCAUAAGUUAAUAAAUUAGGUAUCCAUUGUGAUAGAGCUGUAGUGAAGGUUGGGGUAUGUCUGUGUGUGCUUGUGUGAAGGUGAGAGGACAGCCUUGUGCCCUCAAAAAAAUUCACAUUUCCUUAAAAACAUUCCUUAUUACGACCAUUUCAUAAGAUUGAGUUAUAUAAUAUGAGACCUGAGUGCUUAACUUGUAUCAUGAUUGCUGUUAUCAUGUAAUACCAUUCCAUUAGAUUUAUUUCCUAUAAAACUUUAUUGCAUUAUUUUUUUAAGAGUCAUGGACGAUGAUAUGUGGGUGUGGAUCAGAGUGCUGAGUCUGUUGAACUACCCUGUCACAGAGUUGUAAACACCUACGGUGUAGUUUCUGUAGAGUAAGUGAAUGCUUAGUGCGGACUGAAAAGUGACGAAAAAGAUUUCUGUUGGUUUUUAGUUUUUGUUUUUUGUUUUUUAAGUCAAAUAUCCUUUUUAGGGUUUACAUGUAUUUUUUGUAGCCCUAAUUUCUCCAUAUCAAAUAUAUAUAUUACUGCCUCUUUGAGGUAUUGGGUAUGAUUAAAAUGUCCUGGCUUUUCAUAGUGAUAGAGUGUUAAAGGACAAAUCUGUAUAUGAUACAGCACAUUUGACUAUGUUUACAUGGACACCAAUGAUCUAAUUAUUGUCCUUAUUCUGAAUAAGACAAUAUUGUGAUUAAGGUGUACAUGAGUCGCUUUUAGAAUAUUCCUUUCACGUUCCCGUUUUACAUGUUACAGAACAUAGAUCGAUUAAUGGCACACUUCAUUGCAUCCCCAUGCCAUGCCGUCCGACAUUCCCUCCAGAAUUUCAUGUAUCGACAUACAGUUUGUCUUCAUUAUGGGACCGUAUACAGUUUUGGGUGUUUUAUUUUUCAUUUCACGAACGCUUCAGGUGCAGUUAAUUAUUUGUCAUGCUAUACGUGCAAAUAGACGACUGCUUGAAGCCGCGGACUGUGUCUGAAACCAUGUAUGUACCUACUAUGUAGUAGCUGAGAUACAUGUAUCUCUCCUACUAUAUAGUAGCUGACAUACAUGUAUCUUGCCUACUAUAUAGCAGGUAAGUACACGGUUUCGGACGCAGCUGUGCUCUCUUGUUUGCCGUCAAACGGUUGAGCACUGCCAUGUGUGUACGUUUCCUGUCACAAAAUGCUGUGAAAACUCCCACACGACGUUAAUAAAGCGAUUAAGGUGUGUACAUGUCUGUAAUGCAUGUCGAUAAUGCGACUAAAACAGGAAUACUCCACAUGUCUUAAUUUGAUUUGUGUUUACUUUGACUAUGACUUUAGUCGGAUUAAGGUAAUAAAAAACUGCUGUUUACACGGUAGUUUAUCAAUCAGAGUAUUGUCUUAAUCUGGUUAAUAUUGGAUUAUUGUUGUCCAUGUAAACAUACUGACUCAGAUCAAUGGAAGUAAAAGCCACUUGCUAUUAUAAGAGGAGCUGGAGGAUUUUAAUAUGUUUACUGUUGGUAUAGUAGAAGAGUCUUAAUACGAAGAGAUUAAUAUUAAACAGGUAAUAAGGAAAGAAUGGAAGGUCAAGCAGCUGUAUGGAAGUUAAAUAUCAAAAGAUAGUUGUUCAAAACAGUAAUACACUAUAUUGUCAAAAUGUGGAUACCUGACCAUCACACCCAUAGGUCUGUGUUCCCUAAACUGUUGCCACAAAGUCGGGAGCACACAAUUUUAUAGGAUGUCUUUCUAUGCUGUAGCAUUAAGAUUUCCCUUCCCUGGAACCAAAGGGCCCAAACCUGUUUCAUCAUGAUUAUGCCCCUGUGCUCAAAGCGAAGUCCAUAAAGAAAUGGUUUGUCAAGGUUGGUGUGGAACUCGAAAGUUAUGCACAGAGCCAUGACUUUAACUCCACUGAACAUCUUUGGGAUGAAUUGGAUUGCUGACUGCACACCAGGCCUCUUCACUCGACACCAUUCCUUGACCUCCCUAAUGCUCUUGUGGAUGAAUAUGCACAAAUCCCCACAGCCACACACCCAAAUUUAGUGGAAUACCUUCCUAGGUAGGGACUUAAUUUAAAGUUUUAAUGCCCAUGUUUUUUGAAUGGGCACAUAUGGAUAUGAUGGUCAGGCAUCCACAUAUUUUUGGCUAUAUAGUGUAUUAAAGCUGCAAAUCUAAAUACCCUUAAAUUUCAUAUUUAAACCUGUUCUAGAUUCACAACUGAAUUGUUGGGAUCUGUUUGCAGUUUAAUGUAAGUGUGGCCUCUACUGGUUCAGUUUAAAAGAUACAUUUGGAUUUUCUUUUGUGUGUGUGUGUUCCAAGCUGUGCUGCACUGCCUUCCAUACCCUCCGUGUCUGUUAUCCAGUUUGUGUGUUCAGUCAAUAACUGACCUGUUCUGUCAUUCUGUCUUUGACCCAAGUGUGUGCCAUAAUUGUGUCUCUGUAAGAGUGAAACAUGCAUGUGUGAGAACAGGUGUCUACUGUAUGCAUGCAAUUGCGCUUGAUUGCGUUUGUGUGUGUGUAUGUAUGGUGUGUUUUCUGACCUAAUUUAAGGUACAAUUAUUUUCUUAUUUUCUGCAUGCUUUUCUUUUCGGUACAUAUUUAGUGCAUUAGUACCUGCAUUUCUUUAUUUCUUCCCAUUCCAGGUUAAACAUUUCACACCUUCCGGUACUAGGUUAUAGAACUCCCCAGACUUUCCGAAGUGUACAGAAAGUGUACACUGUAUUUGUACAUUUCUGUAUUUGUCAUUGUCUUUUCUUUGUGAAAAGGAAUCUAAAAGUAGAAUUCUCUGAUUGUGUAAAAUGUCCUGUUCUCUGAGCAGAGUCAGUUCCCUCUUCCCGUUAACACCUAAACAGCAGAAAUCUCAUGUAAUUCACAGUUAUGUUUGGGAAACGUGUGUGAAAUGGAUAACAUUUAGCUUUUUUAAAAUGGUAUUUUCUGCACUGCAGAAAGUUUGGAUAAAUGCAGGAUCAAAACAACAACAUGUGUGUAAAUAGUAAUUGGGGGAAUGUAAAUACAUCAAUUUGAGGUAUGUUAUUAAAUGAUAAAAAAUAAAGAAUGAGUGAUAGUUG